AAACCUCGUCACCAGAAAACCCCUCCGAGGCAGAACUGAGUUCCGGUAUUUUCACGCAAAAAAAACAAAAAAACAACUGAACUACAAGUGCAGCUACUUCCGCCUUCAGCCGCGUCUCCUCACACAGAGCAAUGACGGCUACUUUGCGCCCAUACCUCAAUGCGGUUCGUGCGACCUUGCAGGCCGCCCUCUGCCUGGAGAACUUCUCCUCGCAAGUGGUGGAGAGACACAACAAGCCAGAGGUGGAAGUGCGAAGUAGUAAAGAGUUGCUCCUCCAGCCUGUGGUCAUCAGCCGAAAUGACAAGGAGAAAGUCCUGAUUGAGGGCUCCAUCAACUCUGUCAGAGUCAGCAUCGCUGUCAAGCAGGCAGAUGAGAUUGAGAAGAUUCUGUGCCAUAAAUUCAUGCGUUUCAUGAUGAUGAGAGCAGAGAACUUCUUCAUCCUGAGGAGGAAACCUGUGGACGGCUACGACAUCAGUUUUCUCAUCACCAACUUUCACACGGAGCAGAUGUACAAACACAAACUGGUUGACUAUGUCAUUCAUUUCAUGGAGGAAAUUGACAAGGAGAUCAGUGAAAUGAAGCUGUCCGUCAACGCCAGGGCUCGUAUUGUCGCAGAGGAGUUCCUCAAAAAUUUCUGAAAGCGAGAAAACAACGGAAUACAUUUCUUUUCCAAAAACUUUGCUAUCACUGUGGAGCUUUCACAUCGCAAAGCAGAAAGGAGGAGAUCUCAUCAACCAUGAGAAGUUGAGAAACAAAAGGGAGGCAGUAGAGAUGUACUGGCAAAUUGGCUUUUACCCUUUAAACUUUAACACCUUUUGCUCAAAAAUAUGGAUUUUGUACAUAAUUCAUAUUCAUAAGAUGUUCAUUUCUGCGUUUAGAAGUCUGAGCCUGACCUUUAAACAGCUAUUCAUAUCAAUAUUCAUGAGCACAGGGUAAGAUUUUUUUAAAAUAUAUAUAUUAUAUGAAAAUGAAUUUAAUUUAUCAAUGUUUUGUUAUGACCAACCUUUAACAACGAGGGCAAUCAAUUGGUGGCAUGUUUCUUGUACCAGUACAAAAGUCCACAGAAAAAACCCUAUAAUAAUAAUUCAAAUAAAUAUACUUGCUGAAGGUGAAUAUAAAUAAAAAGCAUCAUUCUUUGUA
Messenger RNA from Gasterosteus aculeatus aculeatus (three-spined stickleback), 1140 nucleotides. RefSeq names its product actin related protein 2/3 complex, subunit 4 (gene arpc4). The record is from RefSeq and is a predicted model, not a curated record. Gene Ontology annotation, molecular function: actin filament binding. Gene Ontology annotation, cellular component: Arp2/3 protein complex; actin cytoskeleton. NCBI's taxonomy places the organism in Eukaryota, Metazoa, Chordata, Actinopteri, Perciformes, Gasterosteidae. Gene Ontology annotation, biological process: Arp2/3 complex-mediated actin nucleation; actin filament polymerization.